CUUAUUCUGUUGACAAGCGAAUAGCAAUCCCCCCAAUGGAGCAUAACAUUUUGGUGUGGUGCUUCUAAUCCAUGUCAUAGAUUUUUUGGGACAUGUAGGUCUCUUUUUUUUCUUCUUUUUUUUUCUCCUUUUCCUUUGAUAGGGUUAAUGGAGCAGAAUCUAUAUCAUUCUGGUGAACAAACUUGUAAGAAUUGCGAGAGGGUCCUUGCAGUUGCUUUGCUUAUGGUAGUCUGCAACAUUUGGUGCAAGGGGUAUGUCAGCAUCAGAGAAGAUGGAGGUGUAGGAGAUGAUGAGAUAGAUGUGGCGGAUCUGGAGGAACAAAUGGAGGUGCUAAUAAGGCAGAGGAAGAGUGGAGAAGAAAAAUUUGAAGAGAGAGAUGUUGAAGGUAUGCCACUGGCUAGGACUGAAGAGGGUGGGAGGGUAAGUUUCAUUGUUGAAGAAAGAAGAAACUCUUCAACAGGUAAGGAGGAAACGGCAUUACUUACUGAUGAAACAGAAGUUACCGAAGGGAAUGGGCAGGGUGACAUUGCCUACAGUGUUAAUGCAUUUCAUGACAACAUGGGAUUCCUCCUGACGGAUUAUUUUAUGGGAACCCUACUCUGUAUGAAUCUGAAUAAGCUGAUAGGGAAGAACUGAAGCCUCAUGUUGAGGAAUGAAGAGAGAUGACGGUAUCUAACAAAGAGUUAACAGGAAGGAUCACCUGGGCUAGUGAUUGAUUGAAUUCAGGAAAAAGGAUGCAUUGUCUUUUUGAUCUUCUUAUAUAACUUGGGUGAGAGGAAGCAUCAAACCUUCAAAUAAUGUAAUUAUCACCAG
This is a messenger RNA of Rubroshorea leprosula, 813 nucleotides long. Lineage: Eukaryota; Viridiplantae; Streptophyta; Magnoliopsida; Malvales; Dipterocarpaceae. The record is from the annotation of a GenBank genome assembly.